This is a messenger RNA of Arxiozyma heterogenica, 1107 nucleotides long. It is a transcript of the gene SED1, whose product is annotated as Sed1p. Gene Ontology annotation, cellular component: fungal-type cell wall. Gene Ontology annotation, molecular function: structural constituent of cell wall. The transcript has a single exon. Bases 1 to 1107 code for a protein of 368 amino acids. Lineage: Eukaryota; Fungi; Ascomycota; Saccharomycetes; Saccharomycetales; Saccharomycetaceae. Gene Ontology annotation, biological process: fungal-type cell wall organization. The record is from RefSeq and is a predicted model, not a curated record.
AUGAAGUUUAAUAAAGUAUUUUUAACUACUUCACUAGCUACUUUUGCAUCAGCACAAAAUUUGUAUGACCAACCAAAUAUUGUUCGUUCUUCAGCUGCUGUCUAUGCAAAUGUCUCUUCUGAUGCAAUUGUGUCUUCUCCAGUCAUCUCUUCUAGCCCAAUCAUUUCUGCUCCAGUCAUCUCUUCUAGCCCAAUCAUUUCUGCUCCAGUCAUCUCUUCUAGCCCAAUCAUUUCUGCCCCAGUCAUCUCUUCUAGUGUAAUUGUUUCUGCCCCAGUCAUCUCUGCCCCAGUCAUCUCCACUGGUCCAAACAUCACUACUCCAGUUUCCAAUAAUAGUACUAUUUGUGAUACUCCAGGUGCAUCUGUUUGUCCAGGCAUCUCUACUCCAGCCUCCUAUAUUGAUUCGGUUUGUAAUACACCAGGUGUAUCUUCUGAUUUUAUUUGCUCCUAUCCAAAUGGAACAACACCUAUUGUAUCAAUCACCACCCCUAUAACCUAUAUCUAUCCAGUACACAAUAGAACUUUGACCGAAUACACCACUGAGACUGAAAUUGUCACUGCUUUUACCACAUACUGUCCAGAACCAACCACCAUUAUCACCAAUGGUGUAACAAUCACUGUCAGUGAAGCAACCACAAUUACCAUCACAGAUUGUCCUUGUAUUUUAACUAGAACCAUUCCAAUCCACAUUACUACUACUACUGAAGUUGUUACUGCUUUUACCACAUACUGUCCAGAACCAACCACCAUUAUCACCAAUGGUAAGACAAUCACUGUCGACAAACCAACUACAAUUACUAUCACCGAUUGCCCUUGUACUUUAACCAAGACUAUUCCACUUCAUGUUACCACUGAAACCAAGGGUAAGACAGAAACUACCUGUGAAACUCUUUGCCCAACAACUGAGGUCCCAGGUGUAACCCACACUCCAUCUAAACCAUCUUGUACUACUUGCAAUACAAUUACUCAUACCAAAGCAACUGUCACUUUAAGUACCAGCACUAAGUCUGGCGUUACAAAACCAACAGUAGAAGUUGCUCCAAAUGGUGCCAUUGGAUUAACACCAUCUUUAAUGGGUAUGGUUGUUGCUGGUAUUAUGUUAUUAUAA